AAACAGCCAAUGAGAAGCUGUGUGUACAAAUAUCUGGGAUGACAUCUGGUGUAUUGACUGUGGCCAGUCUUAAAGCUAGUUUUUGCCGUUUGGAAUGUGCUGCUGUAGCUCAGAUUUAAAGAGGUUUUUUUCCUGUUAAUUUGAAGCUCGUCGUGCCUCUUGUUUCCAAGGGAAGAAAAGCUGAUUCAGUCAUCUAAAUGGAUGCAAUACUGAAUUACAAGUUGGAGGAUACUGAAGAUUACUACAAGUUACUGGGUUGUGAUGAACUAUCCUCGGUUGAACAGAUCCUGGCAGAAUUUAAGGUCAGAGCUCUGGAAUGUCACCCUGACAAGCAUCCUGAAAGCUCCAAAGCUGUGGAGACUUUUCAGAAACUGCAGAAGGCAAAGGAGAUUCUGACCAAUGAAGAGAGCCGAGCCCGCUAUGACCACUGGCGAAGGAGCCAGGUGUCGAUGCCAUUCCAGCAGUGGGAAGCUUUGAGUGAUUCGGUGAAAACGUCAAUGCACUGGGCUGUCAAAAGUAAAAAAGACCUGAUGCUGGAAGAACCUGACCAGACCCAUACUAACAAGAUUGAAAAUGAGGAAUGGAAUGAGCAAAGAGAAAUAAAGAAAGAGGAGUUGACUUCAACCACAGAGAAAAUGGAGCAAAAAGAAGAGCCCCUGGAGAAGUCAGUUUCCCCCCAAAAUCCAGAUUCUUCAAGUUUUUCAGAUGUGAACUGCUGGCAUCUUCGUUUCCGCUGGUCUGGGGAUGCUCCUUCGGAACUCUUGAGGAAGUUCAGAAACUAUGAAAUAUGAAAUGUCCCUGCUCCAUAAAAGAGGGAGAACAAGAGUGUCCCCUGUGCUGUCAACAUACAAUCUUUGUUCAUGUCUUAAAAAUGUCAUGUUUAUAUGUCAGGUUUGUGAAUUGCUGAGUACCGAUUGAUUCUUCCAUCCUCGAACCAGUUCUCAUGUUUUUCAAAUGAGAAAAUAUUCAGAAGACUAGUUUCUUUCAAUAUUUGAAUAGAUUAAGCUUCUUAGAUCCAGAGUAGAUUGUACUGUAUACUUUUUCCUGUUAUUGCUAUUUAUAAAAAUCCAUUUAAAAAUCAAUCUCUGUACAGUGUAUUUAAAUAUUGCAUUGAUAGACUGUGAUCUCUAUUAGUACUGGAGGUACAAAAAAUGUUCUCUGACUCUUGUCUUAAAAUGAAAUGUGAAAUUACUUGUGUAAACCACAGAGUGAAAUAAAGUUUUCCCAAAGUUCA
Molecule: messenger RNA, 1234 nt
Organism: Lemur catta (Ring-tailed lemur)
Lineage: Eukaryota; Metazoa; Chordata; Mammalia; Primates; Lemuridae
Gene: DNAJC12
Product: DnaJ heat shock protein family (Hsp40) member C12
Exons: 5
Coding region: 198-791 (197 amino acids)
Cellular component (GO): cytoplasm
Source: RefSeq, a predicted model, not a curated record